CCUAAAAUUAAUUUUUUUUUCACCAUAGAACGAAACAUAAAGGAAUUUAGGUUAAUCCUAACUCCUAAGAGAAAAAAAAAACUCUUUAAUUAUCAUAUAAAAUACACGUGGACUAUGAUAUGACUUCAUAAGUGCCACAUAAGUUGGUCAAAGACAUGAUGAUCCACAUGAAUGUCUGUUACUUUCGCCAUCAUCGCAUAAUUUCACAGUUUCAAACUAAGUUUCGUUUCCUAAAACAUUUAAAAGCCUCAAUUUCCACCAAACCUGAAAAAUCUUUACUCAAAACACAUAAUUCUGAAGUUCACAAACGCAAUGCUGAUAUAACGUUUCUGGGUCGCCGCGGCAAGUUCAAAGAAGCAAGGAAAGUGUUCGAUGAAAUGCCUCACCGAGACACUGUUUCUUAUAACUCCAUGAUUACUGUUUAUCUUAAGAAUAAGGACUUAUAUGAAGCUGAAAAGAUAUUUAAAGCAAUACCCCAUAGAGACAUUGUUGCUGAAUCCGCAAUGAUUGAUGGGUAUGUGAAAGCUGGUCGCUUGAACGAUGCUCGUAAGGUGUUUGAUAAUAUGACUGAAAGAAAUGUGUUUUCAUGGACAAGUUUGAUUUCUGGGUAUUUUAGUAGUGGGAGAAUUGAGGAAGCUUUGUGUUUGUUUGAUAAAAUGCCUGAGAAAAAUGUGGUGUCGUGGACUACAAUGGUUUUGGGUUUUGCUCGCAAUGGGUUGAUUGAUCGUGCUAGGUGGUUUUUUGAUCGUAUGCCGGAAAAGAAUACCGUAGCUUGGACAGCUAUGGUCAAGUCGUAUAUUGAUAGUGGUGAAUUCAAUGAGGCUUAUAAGCUCUUCCUUGAAAUGCCUAAAAGGAAUGUUCGUUCUUGGAAUGUCAUGAUCUCGGGUUGUUUGAGUGCCAAUAGAGUUAAUGAGGCUUUACAUUUGUUUGAAUCAAUGCCGGAGAGGAAUCAUGUUUCGUGGACGGCUAUGGUUUCGGGUUUGGCGCGAAAUAAGAUGAUUGGGUCUGCGAGGAAGUAUUUUGAUCGCAUGCCUUAUAAAGACAUUGCUGCUUGGGCUGCAAUGAUCGCAGCAUAUGUGGAUGAGGAGCUAGUGGACGAAGCUCGCGAGAUUUUCAACUCGAUGCCCGAGAAGAAUGUUGUGACUUGGAACACUAUGAUCAAUGGUUAUUCAAGGAAUGGUGAUUUAGGGGAAGCCUUAAGGCUCUUUGUUUUGAUGCUCAGAUCUUGCAUUAGACCCAAUGAAACCACAAUGACCAGUGUAAUCACUUCCUGUGAUGGCAUGGCGGAGAUCAUUCAAGCUCAUGCUAUGGCCAUAUCUCUAGGGUUUGAGCAAGACAUUUGGCUUGCAAAUUCUCUUAUUACUUUGUAUUCCAAAAGUGGGGAUCUUUGCUCUUCUAUACUUGUUUUUGAGCUACUAAAAUCAAAAGAUUUAGUGUCAUGGACUGCAAUGAUAGUAGCCUACGCAAAUCAUGGACACGGUCAUCAUGCAUUGCAGGUAUUUGCGCGAAUGCUAGUAUCAGGAACCAAGCCAGACGAAGUCACCUUCGUGGGACUAUUGUCGGCUUGUAGUCAUGCUGGUCUUGUCAACCAAGGUAGAAGAGUGUUUGUAUCAAUUAAGGGUACUUAUAAUUUAAAUCCUAAGGCGGAACACUAUUCCUGCCUUGUAGACAUUCUAGGUCGAGCAGGGCUUGUGAACGAAGCCGUGGAUGUAGUUUCUUCUAUCCCUCCUUCUGAGAGGGAUGAAGCUGUUCUUGUAGCAUUGCUUGGUGCAUGCAAACUUCAUGGGGAUAGUAUAGUAGCAAAUUCCAUAGGUGAGAAGCUAUUAGAGUUAGAAUCAUAUAGUUCUGGCGGAUAUGUACUACUAGCUAAUACAUAUGCUGCAGAAGGGCAAUGGGAUGAGUUUGCACAAGUUAGGAAAAGAAUGAGAGAGAUGAAUGUGAAGAAAAUUCCUGGAUAUAGUCAAAUACAAGUAAAUGGGAAAAAUCAUACAUUUUUUGUUGGGGAGAGAUCUCAUCCCCAAGUUGAAGAAAUUUACAGAUUGUUGAAACUAAAUCUUCAACCUCUGAUGAAGGAAAUGUGUUUUAGUACAGGAGAGAACUUAUUGCUUAUAGAUUAAUUACCAAUAAUUUAAGACUAACCAUAGUUAUUUUAUAUAUCUCCCCAAACAAGUGUACAUUUAAUAGUGGAUUACUAUGAAUACCAUUACUACAUGAGGGUGUUUUGGGAAUGGAGGAAGACUCUUGUUUUUGGAAGAGAGAACUGUGAAAAGUUUAAAAGUGAAA
Trifolium pratense (red clover) is the source of this 2283-nucleotide messenger RNA. RefSeq names its product pentatricopeptide repeat-containing protein At1g09410, mitochondrial-like. The coding region runs from base 156 to 2117 and encodes 653 amino acids. Gene Ontology annotation, biological process: RNA modification. The record is from RefSeq and is a predicted model, not a curated record. Lineage: Eukaryota; Viridiplantae; Streptophyta; Magnoliopsida; Fabales; Fabaceae. The transcript has a single exon. Gene Ontology annotation, molecular function: protein binding; RNA binding.